UUUAACCUAAAAAAAACAAAAAUGAAAUUAUUUUUGUUAUUAUCAAAAUUACCAGUUUUAUAUAUUGUUUUAAAUUUAUUUACAAUUCUACAUGCAGAAAAUACAAAUGAACCGAUUAAAAAAACAUGGAAAGAUAAAGAUAUAAGAGAUAUGUCGGACGCCGAUUUAGAACAUAUACUUGAUCAAUGGGAAGAAAAUGAAGAACCAUUGGAGCCAGAUGAACUUCCUGAACAUUUACGACCACCUGCAAAAAUAGAUAUUAGUAAAUUGGAUAUGUCUAAUCCAGAUAAUGUUUUGCGUGCAACAAAAAAGGGCAAAGGUGUUAUGAUGUUUGUUGAUGUUAGACCCGAUAUUUCAAUUGACAAUGCUAAAACAAUAAUGCAAAUUUGGCAAACUAGUUUACAAAAUAAUCAUAUUAUUGUUGAAAGAUAUCCAAUUGAAGAUAGAAGAUCAAUUUUUAUGUUUCGCGAAGGAUCACAAGCGGUUGAGGCAAAAAAUUAUUUAAUUGCUCAAAAGGAAUUGCAACUUGUCACACUUGAGGGACAAACAUAUACAGGACAGUAUUCAUUAAAUACUAAAAAAAAGACUGAACUUUGAUAUUUUUCUUUUUUUCUGUAAAAAAAAAAAUAUUACAUUUUCUUUUGUAUCAUAAAUAAUAAAUUGUAUAAUUUUGAAGAAA
Leptopilina boulardi is the source of this 679-nucleotide messenger RNA. It is a transcript of the gene boca, whose product is annotated as LDLR chaperone boca. The transcript has a single exon. The coding region runs from base 22 to 597 and encodes 191 amino acids. Gene Ontology annotation, biological process: protein folding. The record is from RefSeq and is a predicted model, not a curated record. Lineage: Eukaryota; Metazoa; Arthropoda; Insecta; Hymenoptera; Figitidae.